UUUAAUGCAACUAUAGGAUCGGGGCGAUCGGGAUCCAGAUAACCCGUUCGAGGUCGCUGUAUUGCGUUGGUUAUUUAUAGUUGUCACAGACGUCUAUAGUUUGACGCGACUAAUCUGACGCACAAACCCCACCCAAACAAUUUCUAUGCAUGUAUUUUUAAAUUCAAAUUUGAAAAUAACUGCCGAUAUAAUAAGAUUUCUAAUCGGUGUUCUUAUAUUUUAUUUUCGAGUUUUCCAACACUAAUUUAGAAUCAAAAUCAUCUGGCUGCGUUCUCCUGUGGAGUGGAAGAUCUUCGACAUGGAUCCUGCAAUAAUUGAGUUUAUUGGCGAAAAAGUCAUGAUCAGCAUUAUACCGAACUUUUCAAAUGAGCCACUGCAUAUGAUCUACGGUUCCGUUGGCCCUUUCCGUGCUGGUUUCCCUGUCUUCGUGCCCCUGUGGAUGGCGACGCAUCUGCGCAAGCAACAGAAAUGCCGGAUUGUGCCGCCGGAGUGGAUGGACAUGGACAUACUCGAGGAGAUCAAGGAGGAGGAGAAGCGCUCCAAAUUUUUCACCAAGAUGCCCUGCGAGCACUACAUGGUAGUGGCUCAAUUAGUAAUGUCAACAGCUCCGGAUGACGUUCCCAGAUGCGAGGAGCUACGCACCGUCAUCAAGGACAUUUUUGAUAUUCGCGAAUCCAAGCUGCGCACUUCCAUCGACGCUUUCAUCAAGGGCGAGGGAACCUAUGCCAAGCUGGACAACUUAACGCUCCUAGAAAUCCAUAGCGUGCGACCGAUCCUGCCCUACUCUCUGGACCACAUAGCGCGCUACCAGCGCAUGGCCACUGCCUCCCAGAGGGACACGUCCAUGCUCAGUAACUCCAUGAUGGGGUCCAGUUCGGUCCCCAAUAGCAACUCGCUUUUUUCUCAGUGAUUAGUAUUAUUAAAAAAAUUAUAUAUAUCACACGUAGUUAUAAGAAAAUCAUUUUUGCCAUUAAAAACAUUAAAAACUGCAAGCACAUAU
Messenger RNA from Drosophila ananassae, 1000 nucleotides. RefSeq names its product probable DNA replication complex GINS protein PSF2 (gene Psf2). Gene Ontology annotation, biological process: DNA replication; double-strand break repair via break-induced replication. The transcript has 2 exons. NCBI's taxonomy places the organism in Eukaryota, Metazoa, Arthropoda, Insecta, Diptera, Drosophilidae. The record is from RefSeq and is a predicted model, not a curated record. The coding region runs from base 299 to 910 and encodes 203 amino acids. Gene Ontology annotation, cellular component: nucleus; GINS complex.